AACCAUUAUGAGGGCAAAUGACUCAUCAGCAGCUGCAGAAGCUCUAGGGUUUGGUAGAACUAGAAAACCAGAACCUGUUCAGAGAGAUACGACAAGUUACGGAUCAACAAAUUAUGGCUAUACUUCUUCUUACUUAGGUGAAUCACAAAUAUCAAGACCGAGCGUCAUUAAUAAUGAAACAAAGAGAAUAAGUAGUCAUAAAAUCAUUGAUUAUGGAAAGACUCCCAAUGCUGGAUAUCAAUCUGCUAUUAAAGAAUCUUAUAUCCCAAGUUCAACUCAUAAAAUUGAGGAUGAUUUCUCCAGUCUGAAAUACAAUCACACUGUUAGCACAAAUUACCAGGGAAUCCAAGGAUCUUACAAUCAACCUCAAACUCACUCUUAUGGGAUGUCAUCAAAAUUAGGAGAAGGGAGCCUUGCUUCAAGCUAUAAUCCCUACAGACCAAUAGAGAACAAUAAAGAAAGUAUGAGCUCUUACCACCCGCCUAAUUUUCCUUACUUAAGUAAGAAUUAUGAAGCAGGGGCAACACAGAAAUUUCAGGAAACUAGCCAACCAUAUUAUAACAUAAACCCAAGUGACCAAGGUUAUCCAAGUUGUCAGAAUGAAAUCACCAAUCAUUUCAAAGAUCCGAACGGAGCUGCUACAAAUUUCGAAAUCCCUGCAGAUAAUGACAGCUAUCUCAGAACUCCUCCAAAGGAGAAGAGCCCUCCUCGGGCUUGGGGAGCUGGCGAGCAACCAAGAACUGCAGUACCUCAGGAUACUUAUGACAGUAGCGUGAUUCUCAAAAAUAAGCAGAACGAUUCAGCCAAAAAGGCUGAACUUUCACCUGAAGAGAUUCCGAUUCCUCACCUUAAACAAGCUAAUGAGAAGCCACAGAAAUCCGAAAGAAGGAAGACUAAGAAGGAGCCGAGAACUUCUCUUAGAACUGACAGACCUAAGAAGAAAGGAGGGUUAAUAAAGAACCCGAACAUUCUAAUCUUUAAAGAACUAGAAAAGCAUGCACUAGAAGAUGAAAUCUUGGAUGCAGAUGAAAGAUCGCCCUCACCUACUGCUAGGCCAGACCAUCCCACAAGCAAGGCUAAUUUCUUUAAAAAGGAGAGAAGUAUUCCUGGAAUAAAAAGAAAACCCAAAACCUUAGCCUCAGUUUUAGAGAAAAAGAGCAAAGAACUGGCAAGUGGUAAAACCAAAAGAUGUCCUAACAAAGAUAAUGCAAAAGCUAUGGCUACUAGGAAAAACUCUAGCCCUAAAGGGAGAGAAAAUAGCAAGAUUGCUACCAUUAAGAAAGCCUCAUAUUACACCCAGUCCAUAUAUAACCAAUCUAAGGAGAAGAGGGAAAGAUCUAAUAAUAUUCAGACAUUAAUAAAGUCUCGGAUUCCUAGUGCUAAAACUAUAAGACCUCAGCCUGAAGCUAAAUUUAACCAGAAGGGUGUCAAGAGAGCUAAAUUUGACUUAACUACAAUGUCAAGCCCCAAGAACAGAACUAUGACACCUAAAUAAAACAAUUUCUAAGUUUAGUGUUCAAACGCCUACUUCUAAAAUGAUGCAUAAGAAAACAAGAUUGAGAAAUUCAAAGUUGGUGAAAGAUAGCCCAAGGUCUGGACAAACUUUCACUCAAAGAAAGACUACUCUAACUACCAAUUCAGCAGUUAAAGCAAAAUCAAGAGUUCCCACAAGCACAGUAAAAUUACAUAAAACACCAAAGAAAUAAACAAGUUGCUAAGAAAAAAUUUAUUUCAAAGAAUGAGGAUCCAAAUGAUGGUAGAGAGCAAUGAAGAAGUUGCCAAAGAUGGUUUCUACCUGAAAGAGUUGAAAAACAUGAAAGCGCAUGCUACAAGAUCAACAACACUAAAAGAGCCAAAUUCAACAGCACAAGACAAAGAGAAAUUGAUUCUGACCAAAGAUAUUUCAAAAACCUAAAUGUUGAUAAGUAUGAAGAAAAGAAGCAAGCCAAAAAGUCGAACUGGAAGAAAAAGUCAUCCCAAUUCAGAGAGGCAAUGAAAGCAGCUAGAGAGGGUAAGGUAGCUCCUGCUCAAGACGACCAGACUCUUGUUCCUUGUAAAUACUGUAACAGAACAUUUAAAGAGGAAACUGCUGAAAGACAUAUUCCGUUCUGAGCCAAGAAGGCUAAACAGAACAAGAUAAAGAAAGGGAUUAAAAAAAGAAAGUAGUAAUUGUAUCAUUCUCAACAA
Messenger RNA from Moneuplotes crassus, 2187 nucleotides. The record is from the annotation of a GenBank genome assembly. NCBI's taxonomy places the organism in Eukaryota, Ciliophora, Spirotrichea, Euplotida, Euplotidae.